Messenger RNA from Babjeviella inositovora NRRL Y-12698, 380 nucleotides. RefSeq lists its product as uncharacterized. NCBI's taxonomy places the organism in Eukaryota, Fungi, Ascomycota, Pichiomycetes, Serinales. The coding region runs from base 40 to 249 and encodes 69 amino acids. The transcript has a single exon. The record is from RefSeq and is a predicted model, not a curated record.
GGCAAAAAGGAGUAAGUACCACAUGUCUUGGCUAAGCUCAUGAUCUUGAAAAUAACAUUGGUGGCUGCUCUACGCCAUAUAACCUUACACCACCGAUCGACGGAGGCUGUGUUGGCGAGACUGGAUCACAGGUGUUACACUCUCCGUAUGUUUGAUGUGUCCGCAGCUUCGAGUGAGGCUGUCUUGCAUCCGGAUUAUGUCUGCUCUGGAACCAGCGUAAUCGUGAACGAUCAGCUAGGCAAGUUCUAAGUGAACGUGGGUCAUCUGGCGAACCCCGUUUUUGACUCUUCUGUCAAUUCCAUUUACACCAAAAGCGGUAAAAGUCGUAUUAAAGGCACAUGUAUAUGCUUCAGCUAUAGCUGUUGCAAGUAGACUCUGGU